Molecule: messenger RNA, 1110 nt
Organism: Prorocentrum cordatum
Lineage: Eukaryota; Dinophyceae; Prorocentrales; Prorocentraceae
Source: the annotation of a GenBank genome assembly
AUGGCCGCCCGCCUCGUGGCGCUCGCGCUCGCGCACGGCGGGGCCGCCGCGGCGGGCGCCAGGGAGACAAGCCUGCUGCAGCGCAGCGCCUCAUCGCAGCCGCGGUCUUUCACAACGCUGGAGGGCUUCUGCACCCACUGCGGGGCCACGCCGACGAACAGCUGCGGCGGCAGCCCGGGCACGAUGUGCAUCUGCGACCCGACCUGCCUGGUCUUUCCGGGCCCUGGGUGCAACGCGGGCGGCGUGUCGCAGACGUGCCGCUUUUGUGGCGUGGGCGGUGGGACCCCUGAAUGCCCCACGACCUCCACUACGAGAGCAAGCGCGAUCACGAGGACCACUCGGAGAAGAACUCAGACGACAACCACCAAAACGACGACGACGGUGACGACAACCAAAACGACCACAACCACCAAAACGACGACGACAUUCACGACCACCAAAACGACCACGACCACCAAAACGACGACGACACCGACGACCACCAAAACAACGACAACAACGACGACCACCGAAACCACAACAACGACGACGACGACCAAAGCAUCGACAACAGCAACGGCCACCGAAACAACGACGACGCCGACAACCACCAAAACGUCAGCGACAGCAACUAUUACAACUACUACGCCGACUACUACGAAGACCACGACUACUACUAAGACCACGACUACUACGCCAACUACUACUACGACUACUACGCCGACAACUACUACGCCGACUACUACGACGAUCACGACUACCGUAACGGCGACGACAACCAACACGGUGACCACACGGACAACAUCAACGACAACGUCAGCGACCACCACCACUAGCAGGACGGCAACUAGGACCGGGACUUCCACGACAACUUCAUCUCCAUGCGCUGGCUGGCGGACGACCGUUGGGAAUGCGAGCUCCUCUGCGACCUCAAGCACCAGCAACGGCCCCGUAACAACUACUCUUGAACGCACUGUCGGUGGGAAAAGGCAUUUGAACGAGAUUGCCGACGGUGGAGGGUCAUCGGCAUCGACUACUGUUGCCCGAUCGGAAUUCAUAGCUGAUAGUACCACGCCGACAUCCUCCCUAGAGAGGAGACUCUUAAAGAGAGGCUCUGCAGGUAGAUGGUAA